CCAAACUGAACUGAAGGUCAUCGGACAUAUGUCCGACCCGAACUCAACGUCACCGGACAUUUUGUCAGACGGCCCUGUAAAAGAUAUUUUAAGGCCUGACGGUUUGUCCUCACAGGACGGCUCUAGGGAGAACAGUAUAAAACAGAUAGAGCUAUUCGUGAUAUGUUAGUUUCGUUGAUUUCGUUUUCAUUAAAUUUCCAGGACAACUCAAGUAUUCUGUUGACUCAAGUUGAAAAUGCCAUUACUGACGUGAAGAGCAGCAUUGACAACAUGGCGGAUGCUCGGGCCAAUCUCGGCAAUGCUACGGAGAUUGCCGACGACGUGCUCGGAAUGACGAUUCCUGUGCAAGAGCAAACGAUCAAUGAUAUAUCACAACGCAUAUUAAAUAUAGAGGUAGAUGAGGCUUUGGUGAAUGAUACCUUGAAGAACGCAACCGCUGGACUGAAGAUUGCGGAGGAAGCGAUGCGAUUGGCAGAGAGAGCAAUGUAAGUUGAAGUCACUGAGCUGUAGAAUAUUAGCUGGAUAGAUGGCUCCCGCCUUUUGUCAGUCCAUUCAGAUUUUGAACCCGUCAAUUUUCUGCAAAGGGAAUCUCUUGAUUUUGAAAUCAUGUCUAACCACAAAUAUGAUUUUGGUAUGUGUAAUAUUUAGGUCAUUCAAGGAAGAAAUGUAAUGUAUCUUUAUAAUAAAAAAUCCCAUCUUGAUCAACUUUUUCACUGUCAAAGUUAGCGGAUAUGAUGUCAUUAGGUGAAUUGCAAAUUAGUUUCCCUUUGUUUUUUGUACCAAAAAAUCACCUAAUGACAUCAUAACCGGAAACUUUGACAUCCUAUCCAGAAACGUUGACAGCGAAAAAGUUGAUCAAGAUGAGGUUUUUUACUACAAAGAUAUAUUACAUUUCUUCGAAUGACCCAAAUAUUACGCAUACCCAAAAAUUAUAUUUGGGGUUAGCCGCACUUUAAAAGAUAUAGCUUUCCAUACUCUAUCUUCUAAAGUAUUUUAGACCCCAUUAUUGAGACCUCUGGCAGGAAUCGAAUCUGCGGUUUUGCGAUUCCAGUGCAGCGCUCUAACCAACUGAGUACAGAGAGACAGUUGUCGAGCUCUAACUACAAGUUCAUGUAUAAAUACUAAAGCUAUGCCAAUGUACUGUGUAUAAAUCCUGAUAUCUAGUUCGUACAACCUAUUCCUUUGUCCUACAAUAAAACUGAAUUCCAUAUCACCCUGGUACGCCCUUAAUUGCUGAAAUAUACUGUAUUUUUUAUGGUAUUGUCAACAGGAAUGUUUCUGAAACAACUCUUGAACAAGUGAAUGAAAUUGAAAGGAAAAUCGAGGAAGCUCAUAAGCGCCGUGAGGAAGCAAGGAAUUUACAAAACUCCACAGAUCGAAUGGUCGUAGAAAUACAGAAAAUAACAGAAGAGGUAUAAUUGUUUCCACUUUUUCGAAUUUCGGUGUUGGGGGCAUAGUGGCUAGUAAAUGUGUGAUACCCGCGCAAUGCAAUUUCUGAUUAUAAUUUUGCCUGCAUGGACCGUAUGUGAGACGAGUGCUUUCAGUUUGACUCUACCAAACACCGCAGGUUUUACUAUCUCGGCAUUCUGGUUUAUGCUUUACUUUAGUAACACUUAUGGACCUUACUGGAUCUUUAAGAGCAAGAGAACAGUUUAGAACUGCUAGAGCUAUCCAGUGCGAAUAAGGUUUUUACCUUCAGUAACACUGAACCAUUUAGUAACACUGAACCAAUAAAAGAUGAACCUUACUGGAUCUUUAAGAGCAAGAGAACAGUUUAGAACUGCUAGAGCUAUCCAGUACGAAUAAGGUUUUCACCUUCAGUAACACUGAACCUUACUGGACCUCUAGAGUGACCAGUUUAGAACUAAUAAAGCUAUCCAGUAUAAAACGGUUAGCUCAGUAGUCGCAUAUAUCCUACAGUCAAGUCUCGCAUGUUUUCUCUAUGAUGUGAAAAGUAUAAAUCUUUUAUUUAAGGUGGAAAACGAAUAUUCAGAAGCUCAGACGAUUGGAGAAACUACAUUGUUGUUACUGAAUACCACCAUUGAUCAGAUUGACAACAGUUUGAAAUGUUUCAAUGAUUCGAAACAACUUGCAUUAGACGCAAGCAAAGUAGCGAACCUUGCUUAUAGACAGAUCAUGAAUGCGUCAAAG
Messenger RNA from Paramuricea clavata, 2151 nucleotides. Lineage: Eukaryota; Metazoa; Cnidaria; Anthozoa; Malacalcyonacea; Plexauridae. The record is from the annotation of a GenBank genome assembly.